CUUGUUAAAAUGUUUGCUUUCGGUCCAGUUCUUCGUUACUUCUGCGUUGUUGGCUAUCAAGCCUCGUAUCCUUCCUUUUCGACUGUUAUCUUUCCUUUACAUACCGGGGGCAGGUCCUUCAUUAUCCUUUCUCGCUUUCACGUUCUCUCAGCUUCGCAGCGCGAAGUCUCUUGCUAUUCGUUUUCACUCCUUAUUGUGCAUAAUCGCUAGUCGAUCUCUACCAUCACCAUGCUUCGGCUUCAGAUAUUGUUCUUGACGCUCCUUUUCAUCAGCACCGCUUUUUCGACGCCUAUAAGGCAAAAACAGAAGCGCUCUUUUAAGCUCCCCCGGAUAGCACAAUCUAACUACGAGCCGAACGGAAAAGCAGCGUACAAACGAGCGUUGUUCAAGUUCGGGUUUGGCGAAAUCAGUUUUCAGCCCAAUGGUGAGAUAGCCACCAGAAUCCAAGCAGCAACCAAUGCUUCCAUUGAUGCCACUGAGGAUGGGGAGACCAGCGCAACGCCAUCACAAAAUGACGCGCAGUUCCUGUCCCCUGUGAACGUUGGUGGACAGACCCUGGUCAUGAACUUUGACAGCGGGUCAUCGGAUUUCUGGGUCUUCAACACCAACCUUGACACCGCCGCUCAACAAGGUCAUACCAUUUACGAUCCUACAAAAUCGAACGCAUCCCAAUCACUCACGGGAAGCACAUUCAAUAUCAGCUACGGCGAUGGCUCGUUCGCUUCCGGCCCUGUCGGCGUCGACACAGUCGACAUUGGCGGCUCCACAGUCAAUGCCCAAGCUAUUGGCCUACCCGACACUGUCUCUGACAGCUUCAUUAGCAAUACCGCAUCCAACGGCCUCGUUGGUCUCGCAUUUAGCCAGCUCAAUACCAUCGAACCACAACCACAAAAGACAUUCUUCGACAACGUUAUGGCAGACCUGACCCAGCCGGUGUUCACUGCGCAGCUCCUAUCCAACGCUGCUGGCUCCUACGAAUUCGGGAAUAUUGAUAGCAGUCUGUUUUCGGGCCAGCUCCAGACCGCCGCCGUGGACUCCUCCAGUGGCUUUUGGCAGGUCGCGUCAACGUCGGCUGUUGUUUCCGGCCAGACGAUUGAUAUCGCCGGUGGCUCUGCGAUCCUCGAUACCGGCACUUCGCUCAUGCUGGUAGCGGAUGAAAUGGUGGUUGGAUACUGGAACAAUGUUGAUGGUGCGCAGCUGAAUCAACAGGCGGGCGGGAUCAUCUUCCCUUGCAACGCGGACCUGCCCGACAUCCAAGUGGCUAUUGGAGACAACCUUGCCACCGUCAGUGGUGCGAACAUGAACUUUGCCAACGUCGGGACUGAUUCUCAGACUGGUGAAAACUUUUGCUUUGGUGGUCUGCAGUCAAACCAAGGCCUUCCCUUCUCAAUCUAUGGCGACGUCUUUUUCAGAUCCAACUUUGUCGUUUUUGACGGCUCAGGGCCAUCGGCCAGCUUCGCGCCACACGCAUAGUAUGAGAAGCAAAUUGCAUAGAAUAAAACAAGGAAUGAUACCAUAGCCAUAUAUUGUGCAUUGUUUGUGCAUAGCGAUGGAGUUGCUCGUGUUUUGUUCAAUGAGCUGUGUGCUUUGCUAGCACCUUCACUUCUGCAUGGUAUAUUUGCAUUCAUUAUAGCAACAGAUGAGUGAUGACAAUGUGCUUGAAAGACAUGAGACAUGACAAUGAAAGUGCGUUGACAAAC
Exophiala xenobiotica is the source of this 1700-nucleotide messenger RNA. RefSeq lists its product as uncharacterized. Gene Ontology annotation, biological process: proteolysis. Gene Ontology annotation, molecular function: aspartic-type endopeptidase activity. Lineage: Eukaryota; Fungi; Ascomycota; Eurotiomycetes; Chaetothyriales; Herpotrichiellaceae. The coding region runs from base 229 to 1473 and encodes 414 amino acids. The record is from RefSeq and is a predicted model, not a curated record. The transcript has 3 exons.